Leptopilina heterotoma is the source of this 3108-nucleotide messenger RNA. It is a transcript of the gene in, whose product is annotated as protein inturned. The transcript is spliced from 12 exons. Bases 206 to 2935 code for a protein of 909 amino acids. Gene Ontology annotation, biological process: establishment of planar polarity; cilium assembly; nervous system development. Gene Ontology annotation, molecular function: cysteine-type endopeptidase inhibitor activity; protein binding. NCBI's taxonomy places the organism in Eukaryota, Metazoa, Arthropoda, Insecta, Hymenoptera, Figitidae. The record is from RefSeq and is a predicted model, not a curated record. Gene Ontology annotation, cellular component: cilium; cytoplasm.
CCUGCUCCAACUCACAUGGUAUUUUAAAGCAAACCAAGCAAACAAACUUUUAACAAAAUCAAAACAUUGCAAAACAUUUUUAUUUGUAACCGAAUUGGAUUCUGAUUAUAUGUCGAUGUUUCAAAAACCAUAAAAAUGAACAUGCGCUUAUUUUCAGCUGUGAAAUGGAUCUUUAUCGUUAUCACCAAUCUUUGUAAUAAUUAAAAUGAAUGAAAUGGAUACAAAAAUGUUAUUAAACAUUGAAACAAAGCAAGGCACAGAAUUCUCUAACAAUGUUAAUAGGAAGUGCGAGGAUGAUGAAAACAUUUGGUGGGCAAGUGAAAGCACUUCAAGCACUGGAUCUUACAGCCCUGACUCUAGCAGUUCUAUUGCUGAUUGGGAAGCUGAAAUUAGUCCAACUGGCGAAGUAUUCUACAUUGAAUCUUACCCAGAUUUUGUUGUUAUCAAUGAAAAAUUACCGGAAAAUGAGAAUCAAUUUAAGUCAACUCAAUUUUCCAGACGAAAAAAUACGUCUGGAAGGUUUAUGCGUUUUAUUAAACAACGUGAAAGCAGUCGUUGUAGUACUCGAAAUAAAACUCACCAGAAUAUUUCAUUAAAUCUUGAUAAAGCUUCAAGUAAAAAUAAAAAUUCUUCUGUAAAGAACAUUAUGAGAAAUAAGACUUAUGAAGUUACACUAACUGUGGAUCCAGAAAAGAAACAAAAUUUAGGAAGAAGAGCUUCUAAAUGCGAAGCUUUUUUGGGUAUAAUACCCGGAAUAUCAUCGGAUGGAACAAAAGUUGUAGUCACUGGUUUUGUUCCGCAUGGAGAAGCAAUAAAAUCACAAUGUAUAAAGGAAGGUGAUUAUUUGCAACGUAUCAACUCGACGAGUGUUACAUUCGAGAAUCUGAAUAGUAUUCUUUUAAAUAUUGUCUCUGCUACCGAUGUACUAUUGGAAUUUCAGCGAAUCACGAUCAAUAAAACGGAAAAUUUUCCUACUAUGAAUACUCCAACGCAAUCUCCAUUAGUUAAACAUAUUGUCGAUCAAAGCAAAUGUAAAUCUCACAUGGAAAAUAUGUCGAAAGAUUCCUUUGGAAUUAUGUUUGUGAAAGCUACAAAUCUGGCUGAAGUGGUACCUGAGUCGCAAGAUAUUAUAUACGCUUUUCCCAAAAUAGAAGAUAUGAUGCAAGAAACAUUACUUUCUGUAACAAGAGGAGCGUUUGUCACAUUAAAUCACAUGAUAACUGAUAUAUUAGGACCCAAUUCAAUAAGUUCUACCAUACUUUGCAAAAAGCAAAAAGUUUACGUGUCGUACACUGCUCGAGAGGAUAAUUUACUACUAAUAUCUCUACCCAGUAAUUGUUGCGACGAACAUCAAGCUGUGGAAAUAAAUUCCGAUAUCGUUCGAAUGCUCGAAUUUCUAUAUGGGAAUUUGACCCAAUGUUUCACAUCAUUAGAAAAUCACUCAUCAUUGAAUCAUUUACUUUUUCUCAUUUGCCAACGGAUUCAAUUAAAAAAAUCCACUGACUCAUCAAACGAUACAGCAGAUUCAUGUAAUUUUGAAACUAUUUUACCUGCCGCUCAAUUAAUUCGUUUGCCGAAAGAAGCACAUAUACAAAUAGACUCGGCUUUAAAUGAAAUGGAAGCUAUGGAUUAUCGAGAUUGGAAUGAAGAUCCAAUGAACUGUCAGCGUCUAUAUACAGUGAUUGGUAGUUGUUUGUAUCAUAAAAGUUACUUGAUAGGAUCUCAUCUACCACACGAUAAUCUAAUUAAUGUGAAUUCAUUCCUACGGAAUUAUGGACUACUAAAUUUGGUUACGAAUGAAUCCCUAAAAGCAUUAAUUAUAUGGAAAAAAGUUUACCCUUCCUUGCCUACAGAAGAAUUUUUAAACAAUUCCAAGGCAUCUGCAUUUCCUCAGAAUCAGUAUUUUUUACUUAUUGUUGGAUUUAAGAAUGAUUUGUUGGCUGUUAUUUUUGAAUCUGGAGGAUGUACUGCAAAAAUUGAAGAAAACGUUGGUCCAAAUCCAUUUUAUGUAGAAGAAGCUCAAGAGACAUUGCAACAUAUACAAAAAAUUGGAAUAACAACAUUGGCGGAAAAAUGGAUUUUAGUUAAUACUAUGGUAGACGCAUUAAAUAAGGAACAAACUUCUUUAAGAUCAUCCACUAGCAUUGCAGAAAAUAUCUUUGGAUUCAUUAAAUCUUCUGAUAUGCAAAAUUCUUCUGAUAAAACUAAUUCUAUAUCAUCGUGUAAAAAAAUGCAAGAAAUACUUUCUACUAAACACAAUAGUGAGGAUAAUACUAUGGCUUCUGGAUCAGUUUAUUCCUUACAAGCAUCGGAUGAUUCUCAGAGUCAAGGAACAGGAGUCGUUAGCGAAAUGAGUGAUGAAGCUGUUCCUAUUCUAGGUCGUCGAGCAAUUAGAGAAAAAAUAAAUAUUGCUUUAAAAUAUUCAGAGGAUAGUGACUCCGAUGUGGAUAUUUAUAAAAAUGAGAAGCAAGGGAACAACAUGGACAUUUCCAGUAUCAGAGACAGCCUUUUAUGCGAAGCAGAAUAUAUUUCAUCUCAUGUAUUGACGGUGGGAGAAGGAAAUUAUUUACUUCAUUAUUUACAUUUAGAUUUGUGCGAAGGUAUUUUAAUAUCAUCAUUCUCUGACAAAUGUGCCACGAAAAAUUCAGAAGUAAUUAGCAAAUUUUCUAGUUGUGUACAAAUGAUGCACACAUGCUUGCAAAAUACUUUGCGAUAUAGAAAAAUUGCAAAUCAAGACGUUGAAAAGAGUGUAGUUAACAAAAGUUUGGUAUCAACCAAAGAGUAUGGAACAUUAUUUGUAUGGAACAAUCAAACAUACUGGGUGGUAGGAAGAAUACUUUCUCAUCCAAGGGAGAAAGAAGUCUAUGUUUGCUAUCAAGAUUCUACUCCUCAAAAUUUAGUAGAAAUGACAUUUCGCCUAAAUGCGAUAAACUAAAUUCUUGUUAUUAUUGUUAUUACAUAGAAAUUGAUUUUUCAGAUAUGAAUAAUUAUCCAGAAAACUUGUUCAUAUUUUUGUAUUGUUAUAUUUUAAAAGACUGAAGAAUUGCAUUUAAUGCUUUCUUUUUUAAAAUAAAAUUUUUAAUAAAAAAUUUUUUUAUAAAAUUAAAA